Molecule: messenger RNA, 1147 nt
Organism: Brassica oleracea var. oleracea
Lineage: Eukaryota; Viridiplantae; Streptophyta; Magnoliopsida; Brassicales; Brassicaceae
Product: probable protein phosphatase 2C 47
Exons: 3
Coding region: 1-1068 (355 amino acids)
Biological process (GO): protein dephosphorylation
Molecular function (GO): cation binding; protein serine/threonine phosphatase activity
Source: RefSeq, a predicted model, not a curated record
AUGGCAUCGUUGACGGAAGUUUCGCCGAUGAUCGGAGAUGACAAAGCGGCACACCUGAGCUCGUCCGGCAAGCCUCCAAGGGACCUUUCUGUAAUGCGCCAUUGCAACAGCACUGCUUGGUUGAUCGAUUCCGAAGGAGACGAGAGAUGUGGUCCGGAGGGAGACAACACCACGUUCCAACCUGUGUUCAGAUCUGGAAGCUGGUCGGAUAAAGGACCAAAGCGGUCCAUGGAAGACGAGUUCAUCUGCGUGGAUGAUCUCACAGAACAUAUCGAAUCAUCAUCAUCCACUGGAGCUUUCUAUGGGGUGUUUGAUGGACAUGGAGGUAUUGACGCUGCAUCAUUCACAAAGACGAACAUUCUGAAGCUUGUAACGCAAGACAAACACUUCCCAAGCAACACCAAGAAGGCGACAAGGAGUGCCUUUGUCAAGACGGAUCACGCUUUAGCUGAUGCACCUUCUCUCGACAAAUCCUCAGGAACAACAGCACUGACCGCCCUCAUCUUGGACAAAACCAUGCUCAUCGCAAACGCCGGUGACUCCAGAGCCGUGCUUGGGAAACGUGGCAGAGCCAUUGAGUUAUCAAAGGACCAUAAACCUAACUGCACUUCCGAGAAGCUACGCAUUGAGAAGCUUGGAGGUGUCAUCUACGAUGGCUACCUUAACGGGCAGCUCUCCGUGGCUAGAGCUUUAGGAGAUUGGCAUAUUAAGGGAACUAAAGGGUCGCUCUGCCCGCUCAGCUGCGAGCCUGAGCUGGAGGAGAUUGUGCUUACGGAGGAAGAUGAGUUUCUUAUAAUGGGAUGCGAUGGACUUUGGGAUGUGAUGAGUAGCCAGUGCGCGGUGACGAUGGUGAGGAGGGAGCUGAUGCAGCAUAAUGACCCUGAGAGAUGCUCUCAAGCUCUGGUCAAGGAAGCAUUACAACGCAACAGCUGUGAUAAUCUUACUGUAGUGGUUGUCUGUUUCUCUAAGGACCCGCCUCCGAGGAUUGAGAUACCUAAGUCGCAUAAGAGGAGGAGCAUCUCUGCCGAGGGGUUGGAUCUACUCAAAGGUGUUUUGAAUGAUUUGUGAAGGAACUGAUCAAGUUGAAAAGUAAGAAGAGACUUGCUUUGUUUUUGUUUUUGUUCCUCUGUUUUGACAAGAAGGUCAG